AUGUCUGAGAGGUACCUGUGUUUAGUAGCCGCUGAUGUCGCAAGGGGAUCUGUGUUCGGUACCUGUGUUCAGGAGGUACCUGCUGAUGUAUCAGAGAGGUACCUGUGUUCGGUAGCUGCUGAUGUCAGAGAGGAGGCGCUGUGCUCGGGAGCCGCUGAUGUCUCAGGGAGGUACCUGUGUUCGUGUGGAGUUGUGACAGAUGAACGUCUCAUGUCGUCAGUGCAGAGUUGUGACAGAUGGACAUCUCCUGUCUGUAGAGUUGUGACGCCACCCCCAACAUCUGUCCCCACAGACAGGGGUCUGACGCCACCUCCAACGUCUGUCCCCACAGACAGGGGUCUGACGCCACCUCCAACGUCUGUCCCCACUGACAGGGUUCUAACGCCACCUCCAACAUCUGUCCCCGCAGACAGGGGUCUGACGCCACCUCCAACAUCUGUCCCCACAUACAGGGGUCUGACGCCACCUCCAACAUCUGUCCCCACAGACAGGGGUCUUACGCCACCUCUAACAUCUGUCCCUGCAGACAGGGGUCUGACGCCACCUCCAACAUCUGUCCCCACAGACAGGGGUCUGACGCCACCUCCAACAUCUGUCCCCACAGACAGGGGUCUGACGCCACCUCUAACAUCUGUCCCCGCAGACAGGGGUCUGACGCCAGUUGCAACAUCUGUCCCCACAGACAGGGGUCUGACGCCACCUCCAACAUCUGUCCCCACAGACAGGGGUCUGACGCCACCUCUAACAUCUGUCCCCGCAGACAGGGGUCUGACGCCACCUCUAACAUCUGUCCCCACAGACAGGGGUCUGACGCCACCUCCAACAUCUGUCCCCACAGACAGGGGUCUGACGCCACCUCUAACAUCUGUCUCCACAGACAGGGGUCUGACGCCACCUCUAAUAAGAAGACCACAUUGCUUUAUAUAG
Molecule: messenger RNA, 927 nt
Organism: Haliotis rubra (blacklip abalone)
Lineage: Eukaryota; Metazoa; Mollusca; Gastropoda; Lepetellida; Haliotidae
Product: mucin-2-like
Exons: 3
Coding region: 1-927 (308 amino acids)
Source: RefSeq, a predicted model, not a curated record